CUCAAAAAAUUAUUAAGAGUCCAGAUUAUUGGAUAGAAAUACUUGAUUAUUGGAUAAAAUGUGUUUAUCCCAAGUGAAACUUGACACACGCCAUACUCCUUACGAUGAUCAAAUUAUCUAAUUUUGACUCAUUUUUAUGUGAAUGUUCAUUAAAUCUCUGUUGAGGAUCUUAUGUCAAAAUUUGUCUAUCAACACACUCAAAUUUAGUAUCUUAUACAAUAGUGUAAAUACAAUUUAUUAAUCAAAUCUUUCAAACUUUAAAAUUAUCAGCCAUAACUUUCAAAAUACAAAGUAUUAGCCAAACCUUAACUCCCCGUUAGCAUUUUUGUUAGCAAAAUUUAAUAGUUAUACUUUCAAUAAAAUUGUAUUAUAAUUAAGAAAAUAUUUAAAAUAACAGAAAAAAUAUUAAUAUUUUGAUAUGAUACAAAAGAUUUAAUACAAAGAUUUAAUACAAAAAAGAUUUGGUUAAAGUAUUGAAAUUUCUUAAAGGUAUAGCUAUUAAAUUUUAUUUACUCAAUUUGUACCAAUUGCUAAUUCUUGAAAUUUGUAGUAACCUUCAACUCAUGGUUGUUGUCUACAUUGGCUUGUAAGAAUCUCAAACCAAGACACUCUCACACACUUUCAAGGGUUCUCGUCUUAACAUGAUCCUUUAGUGUAUAACGUUCCAACUUUUUUAAUGUGCAUUUGCAAAAUUUUCCUUAUUUUUUGUGUUACUUCUGGAACAAAAAUAUGCAUUAUAUAUCUUAAUAAUUGAUAAAUCAUGUCAACAACUACAAUGCACAUAGAUAUAGGUUCAUUAAAAACGUUGUAUCAUUUAAAUAAUUAAAUUUUUUUUUUUUUACAAAGUGAUUUAAAAAAAAAUUAAAACUCAUACAAACAUUGUGACAUUUCACACGGAUGAAUUCUUGGAUGUAUUAUAGACACAUCUAUUGUUAAUAUAAAGAGUUUACUUUGUUUUGUAACCCUAAUUAAAACCUUUGAACACACCUCGUUCAAUGGAAUACGCAACAAAAUUUUGUGGAUAGGAUAACUCGAUCUGUAUACAUAUUGCUUACGGUACAAACUACCAUUUUUGUUUUGACAUUUUGAUAUGGUAAAAUCUUUUUUUAUUGCCAAAUUUGGUAUGGAGUUACAUACUCACAACCAUGCAAUCAAAUGACUUAUUAGAAUUGCCUUGUUGAUCUCAUGCUUAUAAAGAUUCUUCAUUUUUAACCUAAUAGCUCAGUUUGGAGUCUUCUAACUAUAAAGGCCUUUAAUGCAGAAGACAUUCAACUAUUAAACGAAAAUUGUCAACCCAUGUUUGAUUAAUGCUAGGUCAGUGGUUGAUGAAACUUAAUGUUUAUCGUACAUCGUCAACAAAGAUUUCUCCAACACUCACGUGCCAUAUAAUACGUGUACAUCAUCAAGUUUCUAUCCAGACCUUUUACUAUAUAAUACUUAUUUUAUUUUAUAGAUAUAUUAAUUAGAAAUAAGAGAAGGGAUGGCAAUGAAGCGGGUUUGCCUAAACCAUCACCAUCACCAUCCCCAUCCCCAUUUUCAAAUACCUAAACUCGUACCCGCCCCAUACCCAUACGGUGGAAGGUUUUACAAACUCAUCUCCAUACCCGCGGUUUUCGGAUACCCAUGGCCAUGGGUAAUACCCGCCCCAUCAACUACUCACCAUAAAAAAUAUGUAAAAUAAAUGGGUACUACCUGCCCAAAAUUAUGGAACUGAUACAUAAGUGGAUGAAAUUACGGUUUGGUUGCCAUCAAUUACAUAAGUGGAUGUUAUAUUUUCUGCAUAUAACAUAAUAUCCUCGGUGGGGCGGGUUUGGGUAUGGGGAUGGGGAUUUCAAAAGCAUAUCCACCCAUCUCCAUCAAAAAAUUUGUGGGUUUUUCCCAUACCCAAUCAAUGCGGAGAUUCCCCAUAUUGACUGGGUCGGAGACGGUUGGGUACCUGCGACCAUGGGUUUGGUUGUCAUCUCUAAAUAAGAGAGUGUUUAAUAGCCAAAAAUAUAAAAUAACAUAGUUCAUUUUUGAAAGUAGAUUGAUUUUCUAACAGUUAUUUUCUCUAUUUUCAUCGUUAUAUUUUGUUUAAUCGAUAAAAAUAUUAUUGUUUAUGUGUGUGUGUUUGUUUAAAAUUUCCAGUAAAAAACAGUAGUCUUUUUCUCUAUUUUCAUCGUUAAUAAUAUAUUUUUUGUUGAACUAAAUGUGAUAUAUCACUCUACAAACAUUAGUCUUUUUCUACAAACAUAGAUAUAAUAUGAAAAUUAAAAAGAAUCAUUGAAUAAAAGAAAACAUCAUUAAAAGAAGAGAGAGAUAACUCCAUAAAUAGCUCAUUAACUAAUUUUUUUGCUUGUACAAAAAUUGUCCACCUUAGCAACUAGUGAAUUCUCCAAGUGCUUAUGUGGCAAGAAGUUGUUUUUGAACAACCAUAAUAUAUAGUAAGAUAAGAUAAGAUAAGAUUAAGGCAAUUCAAAAUUAAAUUUUUGUCAUAUAAGCACUUAGAGAGAUCUCAAGUUGCCAAGGUGGACAAUUUUUUUACUAAAAAAAUAGUUAUUGACCUAUUUAUGGAGUUGUCCCUCUCUCUUCAUUUAAUAUUUAAUUCUCUUUCAUCCAAUAAUUAUUAUGCUUUUGUUUUUGCAUUAUAUUUCUAAAUAAUAUAUGGAGAGAAAGGUUAUCAAACUGGUUUAGCAAGUGGAAUGGUUUUACCAGUGAUACAAUCGGUUUGUGUCGUUUCAUGCCGGUUAAUAAAAUAUGUAGAAAUAUAAAACAUUAUUAAUAUCAAAUGAAUUUAAUCAUAUAUAAACCAUAUUUGAAGACAAUUUAUGUGCAAUUCAUAUUGAUAUUUGAAUAAAAUAUGAUAUUUCAAAUAAAAUUACAUGUACUCAUAAUUAAAUUCACUAAAACUACGUAUUUUACUAAGAAAUUCGUAAAACGACCAUACCGGUCAUACCGAUGGUGUCAUGUCGAUUUCAUGACCGGUACCGGUUGAAUGGUUCGACCGGUGGCAUGCUGACCGACGUGACAAUCAUGAUGGACAGUGACAUAUAUCACAUUUUGGUUUUGCAUUAUAUCGAUGUACGCAACAGUAUACUAAUGUUCGUAGAGUGACAUAUAUAUCACACUUUUUAAACCAAAAAAUAUAUGAUUAAAGAUUACUAUGUAAAUUUCUGCUCAUUUUUACUAAAACUUAAUAAUAAUUUAUAUUUUAAUGAAUAAUUUAAACAACCACACAAAAAUAAUAAUAUUUUGUCGAUAAUGUCUGAAAGAAACUUGACAAAGAAAUAAUAGUUAUUUAUUAAAAAAGCUUUUUAUUCAUUAUGAUCAAGUGAAAACAUAUGAAUCGCAUGUGCAGUAUUUAAUGUAUCCUAAGUUCACAUUACUAUAAUUUUCUCUAGGUCAUGUUGAUUGAGCAAGCUCUAUUGAGGUCUUAUAUCAUAUGCUAAGAAAUUUUCUUUUCAGACUUGGAGUUAUUUAUUGAUAAAGAUUAUAAAUUGAAGUUUCCAAAAUGACUUGAGUAUAAUAGUUGAUGAACAUUGAUUGAGACACGAGAUCACUUGAAAAAUAAAAUGUGUGAAAUUUAGAGAAAUCUUUGUAAAUGAUGUACGUUAAACAUCACAUUUCAUGCUAAGAAAAAUCUAAAUUCGAAGAUUGAGGUAACAAAUAAGUAUUAAUAUUUUACUUCACAUAUAUAACAAAAAAUGUUUAUAGUUACAAUAGUGUAAACCGAGCUAUUGGGUCAAAAGAAGAAUAUUUAAUAAAUAUGAGUUGAGUAAGAAAAUUGUAACAAGUCUAUAUAGUUGUGAGUCUGUAAUUUCAUACCAAAUUUUGGCAAUAACAAAAAAAAUUGAUAUCAUAUUCCACCCAAGGAGCUGAGUUCAAAGGUAUUAAUUAGUGUUGAAAGUAAAAUAAACUCUUUGUAUAUCUUUAAUGGGUUUUGUGCAAAUUCAUGUGUGUUAUUGUUCAUCACAUCAUAAGUGACGAUUGACAUCAUUUUGACAUAAAUCGCAUGUUUAAAAUGACGGUUAUGAAGCGAGUGCACUAAAUGCACUAAAAAAAGUGAGUGCACCGAAGACGCCACUAUAUACAUAUAUAUAUAUAUAUAUAUAUAUAUAUAUAUAUAGAUAUUAACAAUAGAUGUGUCUAUAAUACAUCCAAUAAUUUAAAUACAUGUGAAAAGUCACAAUGUUUGUAUGAAAUUUUAAAUUUUGCUACAAAAUAUUUUGUUAAAAAAUUAUAAGUUAAUUAUUCAAGGAAUUCAUUAUUUUGAAUGCACCUGAAAUAUUUGUCUGUUGUAUACACACUUUACUAAUUAUUAAUAUAAGUAAUGAAAUUUUUGUUCUAGAACAAACACCAAAUAUAAAGAAAUUUUAGUGAAUGGACAUUCAAAUAGUUGAAAAAUUAUACAUUGAAGGAACAUGUUAAGAUGAGAACUUUCGAUAGUGUAUAUGAAUCCUUGGAUUCAGAUUCUAAACGAACAUUCAGACAAAAGGCACGGGUUGAGGGUUAGUACAAACUUAAAAUAUUGGUAAUUGUAAUGAGUUGCUAUACAAAGACUUCAUGAACAUCAACAAUAAAAAUGAGUGAGGUUUAGAGAAUUUAAUCAUUAUAAGGGAUACGAUGUGUUCAAAUUUCAAUUGGGAUAAACAUAAUCUAUCCAGUAAUCAAGUAUCUUUUUCAAUAAUUUGAACUCUGAUUAAUUGGCUGAGAGUUCGUACAAACUCGAGAAUCAUGAAUUGAUAUAUGUUGUAUAAGAUAAUAAAUUUGAGCGUAUUGGUGGAUUUUUUUUAUAUACGAUCCUAAAUGGGACGUGAUAAACCUUUACGACAUGAUUUAUGAUUAGAGAAUAAAAACAUCACAAGCGAGUGUGCUAACUAUUAAAUAAUAUUCGAUAUAGGCAUACCACAUAUUCACUUAUGAAGCGAGAGCAGAAAAUGUAUACAAGAUCCAAAAAGUUCAAAUAUGUAGAUAAGUUAACUAAUAUAAAUAAUAAAAUGAAAUUUUCCGGCCAACUGACGGGUAAAAAACUAGUUAAUUAAAUAGUUUUACAACAUGCCCAUAAACAUAUCAUUAAAACAACCCCUCAUCCAUCUAGACAUCUCAACGGCUUAAAAUUUAAAUGCCCUCUCCCAAUAUUCAAUUACAUAUAAUCUCUCUUCUAUAUAUAGAUGCAUUGCUUUGAUCGAUGAAAACCCAUCAUUCCUUCAUCACGAAAAGAGAAACCCAAAAGUGGCAGUGGGAGAAGCAGCUGCAAUGGUCGAGCCGCAGCUAGUGAGCAACAUUAGCGACGGGAAGAGGGCAACGGCGACGAAAUCGCCAACGUUUUCGCAACCGGAGGUUUCGUUUUUGGCAACGGAGAAAAAGAGAAUUAGCGACGGCGAGGGGCGGCCAAGGGUGAGGAAGCUGAAUGCGUACGAUAGAAUCGCGGUGGGCGCCGUCGCCGGGACCCAUCUGAUGGCAAUGUGCGCGCCGUUUUGCUUCAGCUGGGAUGCGUUUUGGCUGGCGGCGACGCUGCAAUUGGUGACGGGGUUGUUUGGGAUUUGCUUCUCGUACCAUCGGAAUCUCGCCCACCAGAGCUUCAAGCUCCUCCCUAAAUGGCUCGAGUACUUUUUCGCUUACAUCGGCGCCCAUGCCCUUCAGGGGGAUCCAUUGACGUGGGUGAGCAACCACAGGUUUCACCAUCAAUACACUGACACAGAAAGAGAUCCACACAGCCCCAUUGAAGGGUUUUGGCACAGUCAUAUGAGCUGGAUCUUCGAUUCAGCCAUGGUUAGAGAGAAGUGCGGGAAACGAGACAACGUUGGGGACAUGAAAAGCCAGGCCUUCUACAGGUGGCUUCGUAGGACUUACGUCUUCCACCCACUGGGACUUGCCCUUAUCUUGUAUGCCCUUGGUGGACUGCCCUACAUCGUUUGGGGAAUUGGCGUGAGGGUAGUGGGCGUUUACCACGCCACGUGGUUUGUCAACUCGGCCACUCACAUAUGGGGAUCUCGAGUUUGGAACACCGACGACUUGUCGAGAAACAACUGGUGGGUGGCAGUUUUGACAUUUGGAGAAGGUUGGCACAACAAUCACCAUGCGUUCAAGUACUCGGCAAGGCAAGGGCUGGAGUGGUGGCAGAUCGACAUGACUUGGUACGUAGUGAGGUUACUUCAAGCCAUGGGGUUGGCUUAUGACGUCAAGCUGCCGAGUAAGCUCCAAAUGCAGAAGCUGGCCAUGAAAGACCCAAACCUGUAGCUGAUGAACAACUACUUCAGCUUCAUAUAUAUAAACACACAGAAACAUGAAGGAUUAAAAUAUAUUAAUGGUUGAGAUAUUUUGAGAAAGGAAAAAUCUAGAGGAAAGGAGAAGAAGAGUUGGACGAGAAAAAGUGGGAAGAAAGGAGAAGUGUCUAGAGAAUAAUGAAAAAAAUUAUUAUUUGUGCAGAUUUUUAGAGGAAUAAGGGUGUGGAAGAGUAGUAUAAAUAGGUUGGGUAUGGACUUGUGUUGUGUGUGGAGUGAAGUGAGCAGAGUAAGAAAAGAAAGGAAGAGAGAGAGAGGUGAGUUUGUGUGUAGGUGGAGUGGUGAGAGAAAAUAAGGUUUGGUAAGGUAUAGAGUUGUAAGAGUGAGCUUGAGAGAAUUGUUAGUGUGUGAUGUGUCUCAAAGUCAUAUGUGUGAGCUUGUUGUAAUAUUACAAGUUAGUACUUGUAUUAAUAAAAGUUGUAUUUUAGC
This is a messenger RNA of Linum trigynum, 6692 nucleotides long. Lineage: Eukaryota; Viridiplantae; Streptophyta; Magnoliopsida; Malpighiales; Linaceae. The record is from the annotation of a GenBank genome assembly.